Ictalurus punctatus (channel catfish) is the source of this 4003-nucleotide messenger RNA. It is a transcript of the gene zhx3b, whose product is annotated as zinc fingers and homeoboxes 3b. Gene Ontology annotation, biological process: regulation of transcription by RNA polymerase II. Gene Ontology annotation, molecular function: DNA binding; DNA-binding transcription factor activity, RNA polymerase II-specific. Lineage: Eukaryota; Metazoa; Chordata; Actinopteri; Siluriformes; Ictaluridae. Gene Ontology annotation, cellular component: nucleus. The record is from RefSeq and is a predicted model, not a curated record. Bases 535 to 3858 code for a protein of 1107 amino acids. The transcript is spliced from 3 exons.
CACUCCGGUUCACCCCAGCCUGAGCCGAUCCGCCCAACCCCCCACUUCUCACUCCCUCGUUCCUCCUCCCUCAGGGCUCAACCCACGUGAUCGACGGUAGGCUCUGCCCACUUCGCAACCCCCUUUUGUGUCUGUCAUGUGACCCUGCAGGCUCGGCGAGGCCGUGCCCCGUCAUGCAGAACUGAGUGGCAGCGAAGCCCAAACCAGAGGGCAUUUCCAUCUCCCGGGUUCUGGAGAGGAAAGGAAGAGAGGUGGAGAAAGAAUAAAGCUGGUCCGGUUCCAUCGCGGCGGAUCCUGGCUUCCCUCGUCGGCUUCUUAAGCCGCCGGGAUUGCAACCCGACCGAAAGAGGAUCAAAGCACUCUGCCAGUUUUGUGAUGCCUUAAACACAAUCCCGACGUGCCCAUAAAAGAGGAGGAGUACUCGUCGUGGGCUGACGGUCAUGUUCCAGACCAGCGUCCUCUCCAUGGACAGAUUAUAAGCGUGGACUCUUGGUCAUAUAGAGGUAUUUUGGUGGAACUAUCAUAUCAAGAGCCAUGGCUAGCAAGAGGAAGUCCACGAUUCCCUGCAUGAUUCCUGUAAAAACCAUGCAUCUACAGGAUGAUCUUGAGCAGGGUAGACUCUCUCCUGCGGUUAAGGAAAGCAGUUUCUCCCACAAGGUAGAGGCAAGUGAAAAGGCCUUCCAUAGUUUGUGUGAAUUGUCAGGGCAGGACGCAAGUAAUGCCCAAAAAGAUAACGGCACUUACACCUGCAGGCCGUGUAAUUUCGAAACCCAUGACCUGAACCUCUUCCUCGAUCACGUCUACAGCGGGCAUCCAGAGUUCCGCGCCGACCCGAGCUUUUUCUGCGUGGACUGCGGAGUGAGUGCGGCAAAAUUUGAAGGUCUUGCCUUGCACAAUGCCCGCGUGCACCCCAGUACUGUCACCACUACGCUACAGCUAAAGAGGAAGGAUCGGAAGGUCACCGUGGAGCAGAUGAUCAUCGCCGCUCCUGGUGAAAUAACUAUCUUCAAGGAAUCGGAGAUCUCCAUCACAAAGACGCCCAUUAUGAAAAUGCUCAAGGGGAAAUCGGAGCCCAAGAGGAUCGUGGUUUCUCACCCUGCCGCAGAUGAAUCCACAACCGUGAAGCAAGCCGAGAUGGCCGAUUCCCCGGCGGUUACGGUCACUCACGUUCCUACAAUCGUACACAAUGACGCAGCAAGCAAAGUCACCUUGCCGUCAGCGAUACAGAUAGUCAAUGGUUCCGGAGCCCUUCCAAUGCUUAAGACGGCCAUCACGCAAGUCGUGUCCGUCGUCCAGAACAGAAGCGUCCACCAGCAGUCGUCUUCGGCUUCUUUAUCCACUUCAUCCUCUUCGAAUUCUUCCUCGUCAAGCUCCAAAAACCUACCAAAGGUGAUGAUUCCUCUGAGCAGCAUUCCCACCUACAAUGCAUCCAUGGAUACCAGCAGCUUCCUGAAAACGUCCUUCAGCAAGUUUCCGUACCCGACCAAGGCAGAGUUGUGCUAUCUCACCGUAGUUACCAAGUACCCAGAGGAGCAGAUCAAAAUCUGGUUUACAGCACAGAGGCUUAAGCAAGGAAUUAGCUGGUCACCAGAGGAGAUCGAGGACGCCCGCCGGAAGAUGUUUAACACAAUCAUACAGACAGCACCCCCUGCUGGUCAGCAGCGGCAGACUCAGCAUAGCACCUCUCAGCAAACCAUUACAGUCCUACCGGCCUCACUGGGUACAUCCAGCAUCCCUCACAUUCUACAAGGCAGCCUGGUUGGCCAAGGAGGCGUGAUCGUCACACAGCCCAUGCUCUCUAAUGGGAUACAGGUCAGCAGUGCUCCCGUUGCCCUGGCUGUAACACCCAAGCCCCAAGCUGCCACCAAGCCCAUGAUGCAGGCCAAGCCUGCUGCUGCCCUGGUGGCUGAUAAGGGGCUAAACAUGGUGGUGGGCAGUGUUGGAAGCAGCAAUAGUGGAAUCAACACCAUCAGUAGCAGCAACAGCAGCACAAGCAGUAUUAUUAGUAGUGUUAGCACAAACAGCUGUAGCAUGAGUAAUCACACCAGCGUGAUUAGCAUGGGUGUCAGCAGCAAUGGUAAAAUGAAAAGCAACAGUAAGCUCAGCACAUCUAGCACUAAUGGCAGAAGCAGUACACCUAGCAACAAUAACGGAAGAAUGGUUAACGAGAACAAAAACAGCACUAAUGUUAAGACUACCGUAGCAAAAAGUAGCGCCGAUAUUAAAGACAGCACUGAUACUAAAGGAAACACUAACGAGAGCAAAAGCAGCCGAAGCAAUAGUCCCAACGUUACAGCCAGCUCCAGUCCGACUCCCACGACCACCAGUGACGGCACCCCGAGUAAGUCAGAAUCACCAGCAUCUGCUAACUCGCGCACUCUCCCUUCCGCCAGCUUCCUGGAUCCCAGCUUUUAUAAAGCCAAAAAGUCCCAGGAACAGCUAUCUGCCUUAAAGGAGAGCUUCCUCAUUAGCCAGUUUCCCAGUCAAGAGGAGGUGGACAGGCUCAUAAGUCUGACUGGUCUGACGGUCCGUGAGGUACGGAAGUGGUUCAGUGACCGUCGCUACCACUUUCGCAAUCACAAGGGCUCAAAAUUGAGCACUGGUGGUCAGACAUCAACAGCCACUAGUUCUUCUGCCUACAGUGCCUCUGCAGACAGUGCAGACAAUGCUGCAUUAUUGGAAAGGCCUAGAACCCCUCAACAGGUACCUCUGAGUCCUUCAAGGCAACAGCAAACGACGCCGCCGACGCCUACCCGACGUCAACCUCGGCCCCCGUCCCCAGACUUCACAGCAAUACGGUACAAAGAAAGGGAGCCCCACCAGGUCCGUGCCCUCGAGGCAAGCUUUGCCCAGGAUUCCGAUCCGUCCGAGGAAGAGGUGGACAGGUUAAGGGCAGAAACCAAGAUGACUCGACGCGAGAUCCACGGCUGGUUUUCCGAGCGGCGGAGGAGAGUGGCGGCCGAAAAGAAGAAGGAGGAGUUAGAACGUGCGGAGAGGGAGGAAGAAGAAGAGGAGGCUCAGGAAGAAGUGGAGGGUGAAAAGGAUAAAACCGAGACCGCAGAAGAAAAACAAGACGACGAGGAAUCAUCGGAAACGAACCAGCAGACCAAGGAGGAUACGUCUGGAACGGCACCAAAGGUCAACCCGAUAAAGAUCAAUCUCAAAAUGCUGAAAGUCACCGAAGCCAACGGAAAAGGUGAAACGGAAGGAAGUCCGCAACCAGAGAUGGCUAAAGUGCCUUCUCCUGUCUCUCAGACAUCCACACCACCACUGUCCCAAACACCAAAUCGAGGAAAGAAGACACCAGAGCAGCUGCAUCUACUUAAACAAGCCUUCGCUCGCACCCACUGGCCCAGCAGCCCUCAGUACAACGAGUUAAUCACCAAAACUGGACUGCCACGCCCAGAGGUGGUGCGCUGGUUUGGGGACUGUCGCUACGUCCUAAAGAACGGCCAGCUCAAGUGGCUCGAGAACUAUCAGUCGAUUGUAGAAGACGAGGAUUUCCAGAAAGGCGACAUCGCUGUCCUUCAGGAACAUUUGAAUGUCUAUGGAAAUCUGGUGGAGGACCUGGUGGAGGAGCUAGUCAAGUCCAGUGGGUUGAGUGAGGAACUGGUCAGGAAAUGGUUCGCAAAACAAACAAAAGCACACGAACUGUCCGAGGACAGGAAGUCUGAGGACAUGGAACCUUCCUCCUACACGACCAAAGGCAAUGCUGCCUUGAAAUCGCCUCAACAGGACGAAGAAGACGUGAAAGGGGAACCGAUGGAGCUGACGGUGACGGACCUCAGUAUAGAUCAGACCACCAAGACAACUGGAGAAGACAUGUCUACCAGCGACGAGCCAGAGUGUGACGAGUGAAGCGGCAGCGUGCGGGACCACGAGCGAGCGAGAGAGAGACACGUCUCGCUGUAGGAUGUCCACCACAGGAGGCCUUUUACUGGAGAUUUGUGAAGAAUCCAGCACUCGACAUCCUCCGGUUUUGUUUUAACCCCACCCCCACCCC